CGGCGCCUGGCCCCAGCUACCAUGCUGCACCACACGGCUUUCCUGUUGCACUGCCUCCCGCUGAUCAUGGGACAGUAUGACAUCUGCAAAUCCUGGGUGACCACAGACGAUGGGCCCAUGUGGGAGUUCUACGCCUGCCAACCUAAGGCGAUACAGAUGAAGGACUACAUGACCGUGAAAGUGGACCCCUUGGAGAUCACCUGUGGGAACCCCCCAGAGAGGUUUUGCACUCAUGAGAACCCGUACCUGUGCAGCGACGAGUGUGACGCAUCCAACCCUGACCUGGCCCACCCGCCAAAGCUGAUGUUCGACAGAGAAGACGAAGGCCUGGCAACCUACUGGCAGAGCGUGACGUGGAGUCGCUACCCGGAGCCCUUGUUGGCCAACAUCACACUGUCUUGGAACAAGAGCAUCGAGCUGACAGACGACAUUGUGGUGACUUUUGAGUACGGCCGCCCCACCGUCAUGAUGCUGGAGAAGUCCUUGGACAAUGGCAGGACUUGGCACCCCUAUCAGUACUAUGCGGACGACUGCAUGGAAGCCUUUGGCAUGCAGGCACGGCGGGUCAGGGAACUCUCCGCCACCAGCGCCAACAGGAUCAUCUGCACGGAGGAAUAUUCCCGCUGGGCGGGCUCCAAGAAGGAGAAGAACGUCCGCUUCGAGGUGAGGGACCGUUUUGCCAUUUUUGCCGGGCCGGAUCUCAGAAACAUGGACAACCUGUAUACGAGGCUGGAAAGUGCCAAGGGUCUGAAGGAGUUCUUCACUGUAACAGACUUGCGGCUGAGGCUCUUGAGACCAGCGCUCGGGGGCACCUAUGUGCAGAGGGAGAACUUGUACAAAUACUUCUAUGCGGUUUCCAACAUCGAAGUCACCGGCAGGUGUAAAUGCAACCUUCACGCCAGCCUGUGUACCUUCAAGGAGGGCAGUCUGCAGUGCGAGUGCGAGCACAACACCACCGGGCCGGACUGCGGCAGGUGCAAGAAGAACUUCCGCAGCAAGUCGUGGCGGGCCGGCUCCUACCUCCCCCUCCCCAACGGCUCUCCUAAUGUGUGUGCAGCUCCGAACUUCGGCACCUCUUCCAAGGUUUCCAAACUCAUCCAGUUCAAGUCCAGCUCGAUCCCACUGGCACCCAUUGAAAGAUUUAAAGACUGUGAAUGUUACGGCCACUCCACCCGCUGUAGCUUCAUCGACUUCCUGAAUCUGGUGACCUGCAUCAGCUGCAAACACAACACACGGGGCCAGCAUUGCCAGCAUUGCCGGCUGGGCUACUACCGGAACAGCUCUGCGGAACUUGACGAUGAGAAUGUCUGCAUAGACUGCAGCUGCAACCGGAUCGGAUCGGUGGCCAACCGAUGCAACGACACCGGCUACUGCGACUGCAAGGAAGGCGUCACGGGGCCCAAGUGCGACGACUGCCUGCCCAGCUACUACUGGAGACAGGGCUGCUACCCGAACGUGUGCGACGACGAACUCCUGCUGUGCCAGAACGGGGGCACCUGCUACGAGAACCAGCGCUGCCUCUGCCCGCCGGGCUUCAAAGGGGUCCUCUGCGAGCAACCCAAAUGCGAAGGGGAGCACAAGGACUGCGAUGGGGCCUCCAGCGCCCUCCUCAGCCCGGCUGCCUUCCUCCUCAGCUCUCUGGCCCUGCAGCUGCGACACUGGGGGGACCUUUGA
Messenger RNA from Euleptes europaea (tarantolino), 1674 nucleotides. RefSeq names its product netrin G2 (gene NTNG2). The record is from RefSeq and is a predicted model, not a curated record. The coding region runs from base 22 to 1674 and encodes 550 amino acids. The transcript has 8 exons. NCBI's taxonomy places the organism in Eukaryota, Metazoa, Chordata, Lepidosauria, Squamata, Sphaerodactylidae.